Patiria miniata (bat star) is the source of this 972-nucleotide messenger RNA. RefSeq names its product coagulation factor VIII-like. Lineage: Eukaryota; Metazoa; Echinodermata; Asteroidea; Valvatida; Asterinidae. The transcript has 5 exons. The record is from RefSeq and is a predicted model, not a curated record. Bases 1 to 852 code for a protein of 283 amino acids.
AUGGACAAAGCAGCAGCUUUGGUUCUGAUGCUGUCAGCAAUGGCAGUGGCGGUCUCGUGCCAUCAAGUCUGCUUCAUCGGAUCGGAGUACAACCCACAGUCUGGUAUCCCGCCCCGUUGGUUCUUACCGUACAAAGAUCCCUGCGAAUGCACCGCUGUACGUCUUGGUGGGAUGAGCAUCCCUGCUUACCGUAUGGGGGCGCCCUACUACCUGAACGAGCUUUUCCUGAGCGAAGAUUCUUACGAAAUUCAAGCAUACUUCGACUGUGAGCCUGCAGAGAACAAUCCAGAAGGGUGUUCAAGCCCGCAACCCCUCGGUAUGGAGGACGGGACAAUCCAAGAUGAUCACAUCACGGCGUCCAGUAGUCGCGACUGUUGCCCUGCCAGUGAUGGACGCCUUAAUGACGACGGAUGGAUAGCCAAAAUACGUAUUUUAACGAGUUUCAAUCAUUGUGUUCGAUUUUCAAAUCCAUUCCAAAACCGGAUUUGCGGAUUAUUGUUAUUUCAUUGUUCCUCAUCCUCUCUUCCCUCUGUGUACAGUUACGAUACCAAUCCCUGGAUCGAGGUGGACCUCGAUGAGCCUACAGUGGUGACUGGAGUCACCACACAAGGCUACUCUGUGCAUGUGAAGAAAUACAAGGUGUCGUAUAAGAAGCAGCCCUCAUCCGACUAUGAACACGUAACAGAUGGAAACGGGAACAUCACGGUGUUCAUCGGUAACACUGACGCCGACACCCCGGUCACUAACCUGUUUGAUGAGAGUGUGCUGGCCACGGUAGUGCGCAUUGAGCCUACUGAAUGGGACUUUACUGUUGGUCUGCGAUUGGAGCUGCUUGGAUGUCGCCGCGAUUAAUUCAGCUGAAGCAUUCAGGUGAUUCUGUUCGACAGCGCUGACAUUUCAAUCAAUACAAAAUGCGACAUCUAUACUUAAUAUUAAGUUUGAUAAGUAUAUAAAUUAGUAUAUUUGGUGAGA